Molecule: messenger RNA, 1631 nt
Organism: Equus caballus (horse)
Lineage: Eukaryota; Metazoa; Chordata; Mammalia; Perissodactyla; Equidae
Gene: SPSB3
Product: splA/ryanodine receptor domain and SOCS box containing 3
Biological process (GO): proteasome-mediated ubiquitin-dependent protein catabolic process
Cellular component (GO): SCF ubiquitin ligase complex
Molecular function (GO): protein binding
Source: RefSeq, a predicted model, not a curated record
CGCCCGCCUGCGCGGCGGAGCCACUGCGGCGCGGGGGGCGGGCCGCGGGGCGGGGAUUGUUUACGUCUCGUUCGGGAGCGGAAAGUAGGUCACGGCCGGCCCGGCGCAGCGCGGCGGCGGCGGAGCGGCUGCAGUUUCUGUCGGCCAUGGCCAGGCGCCCCCGGAGCAGCAGAGCGUGGCAUUUUGUGCUGAGUGCAGCGCGCCGAGACACAGACGCGCGGCCCAUGGCUCUGGCCGGGACCGCCAGCUGGGGCUACGACUCUGAUGGGCAGCACAGUGACUCAGACUCAGACCCCGAGUACUCAUCCCUGCCGCCGUCCAUCCCCAGCGCGGUGCCCGUCACUGGGGAGUCCUUCUGCGACUGUGACAGUCAGAGUGAGGCCUCCUUCUGCAGCAGCCUGCACGCAGCGCACCGGGGCAAGGACUGCCGCUGCGGGGAGGAGGAUGAGUAUUUCGACUGGGUCUGGGACGACCUGAAUAAGUCCUCGGCCACUCUGCUGAGCUGCGACAAUCGGAAGGUCAAUUUCCACAUGGAGUACAGCUGUGGCACGGCGGCCAUCCGGGGCACCAAGGAGCUGGGGGAGGGCCAGCACUUCUGGGAGAUCAAGAUGACCUCACCCGUCUACGGCACCGACAUGAUGGUGGGCAUUGGGACGUCAGACGUGGACCUGGACAAGUACCACCACACGUUCUGCAGCCUGCUCGGCAGGGACGAGGACAGCUGGGGCCUCUCCUACACGGGCCUCCUCCACCACAAGGGCGACAAGACGAGCUUCUCCUCAAGGUUCGGCCAGGGCUCCAUCAUCGGGGUGCACCUGGACACCUGGCAUGGCACGCUGACCUUCUUCAAGAACAGGAAGUGCAUAGGGGUGGCGGCCACCAAGCUGCAGAAUAAGAAGUUCUACCCGAUGGUGUGCUCGACGGCGGCCAAGAGCAGCAUGAAGGUGAUCCGCUCGUGCGCCAGCAUCACCUCCCUGCAGUACCUGUGCUGCUACCGCCUGCGCCAGCUGCGGCCCGACUCGGGGGACACGCUCGAGGGCCUGCCGCUGCCACCUGGCCUCAAGCAGGUGCUGCACCACAAGCUGGGCUGGGUCCUGAGCAUGAGCUGUGGCCGCCGCAAGUCCCCGGCACCGUCGCCCAAGGCCUCGGCCGGUCCCAGCAGCCCUGAGACCCGGCGCUGCCAGAGGAAGCGCUGUCGACGGACCUAACUUAUCUUCCGUGGAAACUGCCUUCCGCAGCCGCAACCAGAGCCGGGCAGAGUCGUCUCGGCCCCUGCCUCCAGGCAACAGGAGAGGGAGGAGUGGAGCUGAGCUGUCUUCGCUGUUCCUCUGCCGCCGAGGCUGGGACAGGCCCUGUGACCCAGAGACCAAGGCUGUCCAGUCCAUCUGCUUCCUGGGACAGGUGCAGGGCCUCCUGGGCACAGCGCUCUGGCUCUUGGGGACUCAGACUGCGGGCCCGGGCAGCUGGGCCCAGAGGCUGUGCGCUGCCGCCGAGGAGGACGGCCUCGCCGGAGGCCAGCUUUUCCGUCGCUGGCAGCCUCGGGUCUUUCUUAACUUGCUUUGCAUGUUGUCAGCUGCCGUUCCUCCCUCCGAGACUGAAGUGACGGUAAUAAACUCGGUUUGCGUCUGGCA